Molecule: messenger RNA, 501 nt
Organism: Rodentolepis nana
Lineage: Eukaryota; Metazoa; Platyhelminthes; Cestoda; Cyclophyllidea; Hymenolepididae
Source: the annotation of a GenBank genome assembly
AUGUCAUCUGGUAAUGCGGGUUUCAAUGAAGAGGACGUGAAUAAAUUUUUACGCCCUAAACCUGGAACUGAAAAGCUGUUUGAAGGUCAGAAAGAUAUACUUGCUGACGACGUCUCAAGUCUCUUCCCCUUCAGGUGUCCAUCGCCAUCCCCACCUCCAUCUCCACCUCCACCUCCACCUCGAUCUCCAAUUCCACUUCCACCUAUAAUCCCACCUCCACCUCCACAUCCAUCUCCACCCUCACCUCUACCUCCAUUUCCAUCUUCAACCCCACCAGGAUGUCCAUUUAUAUUUCCACCUCCACAUCCACCUCUACGUCCGCCUGUACCUCCAUCUCCAUCUCCAUCUCCACCUCCAUCUCCACCUCCAUCUCCACCUCGACCUCGACCUCGACCUCUAUCUCUACCUCGUGAGUGGGGCAAUGAUACGGCGUGGGAGGAGGCAAUGAGGACUGAAGGCAGCGGUGAUGCCAAUGACAUGGACAAAUGCAAAGGAGUCUGA